AUGCUGGGGGCUGUGUGUAUCGCCGUCCUGCUGGGCUACGCCUACGGACAUGGGCAGCCGGCAGUGCAACCGGUGUUAGGCUCUCGUGUGGUGGGCGGUGAGGAAGCCACUCCUCACAGCUGGCCGUGGCAGGUCUCACUGCAGUACAAAUACUCUGGUGGCUGGAGCCACACCUGUGGAGGAAUCCUCAUCUCUCCCAGCUGGGUGCUGACAGCUGCACACUGUUACAGCAAGAGCCUGACGUACCGCGUGGCGCUGGGAAAGCACAACCUGUCAGAGGAAGAAGACGGCGCGGUGGUGGCUGAGGUGGAGGACUUCAUUGUGCACGAGAAGUGGAACGCCUUCCUCAUCACCAACGACAUUGCAUUGAUCAAGUUGUCAGAGCCAGUGGAGGAGAGUGACACCAUCCAGGCUGUCAGCCUGCCACCCAGUGGGCUGGAACUGGAGAACGACUACCCCUGCGUGGUCACUGGCUGGGGAACCCUCCGAAGUAAGAGGGGUGACACAGAGGGAACUGAAUGGGGUCAGCAUUGGACAUGGCUGCAACUUGAGGCUGUCAUUGCAGCUAACGGGCAGCUGGCGGAGGUCUUGCAGCAGGCCGUGCUGCCAGUCGUGGACUACGCAACGUGCUCACAGAGAACCUGGUGGGGCAGCCAGGUGACGACUUCCAUGUUGUGUGCUGGUGGUGACGGCCAGGUCGGGGCAUGCAACGGGGAUUCGGGUGGACCUCUGAACUGCCAACGGAACGACGUGUGGGAGGUGCACGGCAUCGUCAGCUUUGGCUCCGGCUGGGGCUGCAACGUCGCCAAGAAACCAACAGUCUUCACAAGGGUGUCCGCCUACAUCGACUGGAUCAACGAGGUGAGAGCAGAGCUCUUGGUGCGUGUUCUCUCCGUCCUUCUCCAUGUGAAGGCCUGACCACGGUCUCAUCCUUUUGUCUUUGGCAGAAAAUCGGUGAGAACUGAGGAUGCGCAGAGCAGAUCACGUAUGGUGGUGUGCAAUAAAGGGAAACAACCGGCCUCGU
Lagopus muta (rock ptarmigan) is the source of this 1024-nucleotide messenger RNA. Its product is annotated as chymotrypsin-C-like. The record is from RefSeq and is a predicted model, not a curated record. The transcript is spliced from 6 exons. Bases 1 to 918 code for a protein of 305 amino acids. Lineage: Eukaryota; Metazoa; Chordata; Aves; Galliformes; Phasianidae. Gene Ontology annotation, biological process: proteolysis. Gene Ontology annotation, molecular function: serine-type endopeptidase activity.